AUGGAAGAAUCCGAUAGCAUAUCUCUUCAGCCAAAGUCAAGGACAGAACUGAACCCAGAAAUCAAAGACCCGAUCGUCGUAAAGCUAGAAAAUGGGUCUUCCUUCAACAUUAACAUAAAAGAGCUUUGAAAGUAUUCAGAGGACCUGUUACGAGAGGAGAUUAAGCUAUCUAACAGAGAGUUAGCUGAAGAAAAUGAUGAAGCUGACUCUGAAGAUUACAUAUCAUUUACAGAACUAAGAGUUCUUGAUCUUAAACUCUAUAUUCUAAAAUUGAUAAGUAUAAGGCCUGGUACACGAAAGGUUGAGCAAAUAUCGUUAUUUACUGAGUCCCGAAAUGAUAAUAAAGAAAGCUCAAAAGCUAUCUCUAACGAUAAAAUAUUUGAUGUAAAAAAUAAAUACGAAACAGACCAUGUCUCAGAUUGUGAAAACUUAGCAUCAAUAAUAUACCAAAAUGGGCUCACAUUCUCUAUGAUGCUGAAUAAUUGCAAGGUCUCCUUGUCUAUAAACCAGAAGUUGGGGUCCUCCUCUUCAAAUAUUCAGAUAGAGACAGUCUCUUCUUGCUCGGUAUAUUACCUCAAGCUCUUAAUUCUCCAAAAGCUUUCAUGAAAAGACCCAAAUGAAGAAACCUGAAUUGCUGAUCUAAACCUACAUUACGGGAAGAUUAACCUGAAGGAUGAUAAAUUAUUGUCUGAUUAUGGAAUAAAUGGGCUGAUCUCCUCUGCAUCAACUCAGCCAGCAACUAACUCUCGUAGAAAAAGAGCGACUAACUUGUCAAUCUCUGAUAAUGGAAUUUACGAUCUAACCUUGGUUGUCGCAGAAAAGUCUAAAGAAGGAACCCUCAAGCUAGGCAUUGAUUUUACAUUCAACACUAUUAAGAAUGUCAAACGAUUAGAAUGGAGUGAGAGAGCUCCAGAUUACUGUGAAAUCCAGAACGGCAUGUGCUGGAUGUGAUACUGCAACAAUGAGGAAUGCACAAUUCAUAAAUAACUUGUUCAUCAUCAACAGAGGGUACGGCAAAUUUUCUCUCACUAAGGACUUAAAGAAACGAGCUAAAUGCCCACAAUGUAAAUCUUCAGAGAUCUUGGUCAGAAAUAUUGGAUUUGUAAAAUCUGAAUGGAAAAUGCAAGGCAUCCUCAAAACAGGAGUUGAUAAUAAAGUCAACUCUUCUGGUAAAAGUUAUGAUAAAAAAUUAUACACUUUCAAAGAAAUGGACUAUCAAGCAGAUUGGGUUGAGCUUAAAAUGGAAGUUUCUCGCACUGAACCUUUACCAAGCGUAAAAACAGAAAGUGAUAAUUUUACUAUUCAUGAGUCGGCAAAGGACUCAAAGAAAGAGUCUCAUAAAGAAGUAAAUAAAGAGACUUCUAAGAAAUCAAAGAAGACUUCUAAAAAAGCCGAGCUAGCCGAGAAAGACCGAGAAGACCCGAUUGAGGAUAUUUGUGAUGCUCCAAGCUCAAGGAUGCAAGAAGGAUGAAUUGGGAGCUUGUUAUGAUGAAAAUUCUUUUCUUCUUAA
Molecule: messenger RNA, 1510 nt
Organism: Moneuplotes crassus
Lineage: Eukaryota; Ciliophora; Spirotrichea; Euplotida; Euplotidae
Source: the annotation of a GenBank genome assembly